Molecule: messenger RNA, 1574 nt
Organism: Orycteropus afer afer
Lineage: Eukaryota; Metazoa; Chordata; Mammalia; Tubulidentata; Orycteropodidae
Product: keratin, type II cytoskeletal 71
Biological process (GO): intermediate filament organization; keratinization
Cellular component (GO): keratin filament
Molecular function (GO): structural constituent of skin epidermis
Source: RefSeq, a predicted model, not a curated record
CCAACAACAUGAGCCGCCAAUUCACCUACAAGUCUGGAGCUGCUUCUAAGGGGGGCUUCAGUGGCUGCUCGGCAGUCCUCUCUGGGGGUAGUUCAACCUCCUACCGGGCAGGUGGCAAAGGGCUCAAUGGGGGCUUUGGCAGUCGGAGCCUUUAUAGCCUGGGUGGCACCCGGAGCAUCUCUCUCAACGUGGCCAGUGGCAAUGGGAAGAGUGGCAGCUACGGGUUUGGCCGGGGCCGGGCCAGUGGCUUUGCCGGCAGCAUGUUUGGCAGUGUGGCCCUGGGGCCCAUAUGUCCAACUGUGUGCCCACCUGGAGGCAUCCAUCAGGUCACUGUCAAUGAGAGUCUCCUGGAACCCCUCAAUGUGGAAUUGGACCCCGAGAUCCAGAAAGUGCGUGCCCAGGAGAGGGAGCAGAUCAAGGCACUGAACAACAAGUUUGCUUCUUUCAUUGACAAGGUGCGGUUCCUGGAGCAGCAGAACCAGGUGCUGGAGACCAAGUGGGAGCUGCUGCAGCAGCUGGACUUGAACAACUGCAAGAACAACCUGGAGCCCAUCCUUGAGGGCUAUAUCAGCAACCUGCGGAAGCAGCUGGAGACUCUGUCUGGGGACAGAGUGCGGCUGGACUCAGAGCUGAGGAACGUGCGGGAUGUGGUGGAGGACUACAAGAAGAGGUACGAGGAGGAAAUCAACAAGCGAACGGCUGCGGAGAACGAGUUUGUGCUGCUCAAGAAGGAUGUGGAUGCGGCAUAUGCCAAUAAAGUGGAACUGCAGGCCAAGGUGGACUCCAUGGACCAAGACAUCAAGUUCCUCAAGUGUCUCUUUGAUGCUGAGAUCACUCAGAUCCAGUCACACAUCAGCGACAUGUCUGUUAUCCUGUCCAUGGACAACAACCGCAACCUGAACCUGGACAGUAUCAUCGAUGAGAUCCGCAGUCAGUAUGAGGACAUUGCCCUGAAGAGCAAGGCUGAGGCUGAAGCCCUGUAUCAGACCAAGUUCCAGGAACUGCAGCUGGCAGCUGGCCAGCAUGGGGACGACCUCAAAAACACCAAGAAUGAAAUCACAGAGCUCACCCGACUCAUCCAGAGGAUCCGCUCAGAGAUUGAGAACGUGAAGAAGCAGGCUUCCAAUCUGGAAACAGCUAUUGCUGAUGCUGAGCAGCGAGGGGACAAUGCUUUGAAGGAUGCCCGGGCCAAGCUGGAUGAGCUGGAGGCCGCCCUGCACCAGGCCAAGGAAGAGCUGGCCCGGAUGCUGCGUGAGUACCAGGAGCUGAUGAGCCUGAAACUGGCCCUGGACAUGGAGAUCGCCACCUACCGCAAGCUGCUGGAGAGUGAGGAGUGCAGAAUGUCAGGAGAAUUUCCCUCCCCUGUCAGCAUCUCCAUCAUCAGCAGCACCAGUGGGGGCUUCCGGCCCAGCUCAGUCAGCGGCGGCUACGUGGCCAACAGCAGCAGCUGCAUCUCUGGAGUGUGCAGUGUCCGUGGUGGGGAGGGCAGGAGCCGCGGCAGUGCCAGUGAUUACAAGGAUACCCUGGGCAAGGGCUCCAGCCUGAGUGUCCCCUCCAAGAAAGCCAGCCGGUAG